AUGUCCAGGAAGAACGGAAAAUCUGAUGAGAAAGGAGGUUUCGGUGAUGAGGAGCUGAGUAGGGUCGAGACGAAACAAAAGGAGGCAAUGAAGGAAGGUGCUGGAGGGUGCGACAAUUGGGAGAGGCGAUCAUGUCUCAGUUGUCAGUGUAGGGGAGAUGAGGAAGUGGAGGCGGCAUCUACAGUGGUGGCAGUGUUGGAGGCGGCAACUACUGCGGUGAUGGUGCUGGUGGUGGUGGUGAUGGUGGAGGAGGAGGAGGAGGCGAGUGCUAACACGCAGUUGGUGAGAUGA
Molecule: messenger RNA, 291 nt
Organism: Hydatigera taeniaeformis
Lineage: Eukaryota; Metazoa; Platyhelminthes; Cestoda; Cyclophyllidea; Taeniidae
Source: the annotation of a GenBank genome assembly